AUGGCUGCCGAUCACAGACAGGUGAGCACAGAAACUAAAGGUCGGGAGGAAGAUAAGAUGGCGACCUCUGUCGGUGUUCACAAUAAGAUGGCCGAGACUCACUCACUGCAGUAUUACUUCAUGGUUUCCACUUCAAGUCAGCAUAUCCCAGAGUUCAUUGCUGUUGGCAUGGUGGAUGAACAGCAGUUUCAGUACUAUGACAGCAACAACAGAAAUCUAACCCUGAAGAUGGAGUGGGUAAAGAAAGAAGAAUGUUCAGACUACCGGAAGAAGCAAAAUCUUGAGAUGAACGAUACACAGCAACACCUCAACACCAUCCUGACUUUCAACAACUCUACAGGAAUUCACACACUGCAGAGGAGAUACGGCUGUAAGAUCUUAGAUGACAACACCACUGAAGAAUAUGAGAAGUACAUUUAUGAUGGAGAAGAUUUCAUUAGUCUGGAUCUGAAAACUGAAACCUGGACUCCAGCUAAUGAUUGUGCUAACACUAUUAUGAUCAAACUCAAGUUUAGAGAGAAUAUUGGGUCCCGAAUGUCCUACCUGAAGAACGUCUGUAUCGACAGGCUGAAGGAGUUUUCAUCUUAUGCCAAAUCAACUCUGGAAAGGAAAGAUCGUCCUGAAGCCUCCGUGUUCCACAAGCACUUCCCUCGACCAGAGCUGGUGUGUCACGCUACAGGUUUCUUCUCCAAAGAAAUAAAUAUCACCUGGCUGAAGGAUGGAAAGAAAAUGGAUGUGGUCCCCAAUGACACGUUACCCAACCAGGAUGGAACCUUCCAGAAGAGAGCCGUUCUGAGAGUCUCACCUGAGGAGCUGAAGGAACAUGAAUACACCUGUGUGGUUCAGCACAGCAGCCUGGAGAAGGACUUAGUGCUUAAAGCUCCAGGUUCUGUAGAUGUAGAUGUAGGUAGAGGAUCUCUUGGUAUCAUCGUUGGUGCAGUCGUGGCUGUUCUUGCUCUUAUUGCUGGAGUUCUGAUCUGGAUGAAGAAGAAGAAGGCUGGAUUCAGUUCUGUUCCACUUAAAGCAACCAGCCAACCAGUGUGAGGACGUUUGGAAGAGAAAAUGAUGAGAG
Trichomycterus rosablanca is the source of this 1072-nucleotide messenger RNA. RefSeq names its product BOLA class I histocompatibility antigen, alpha chain BL3-7-like. The coding region runs from base 1 to 1044 and encodes 347 amino acids. The transcript has 7 exons. Gene Ontology annotation, biological process: immune response. Gene Ontology annotation, cellular component: external side of plasma membrane. NCBI's taxonomy places the organism in Eukaryota, Metazoa, Chordata, Actinopteri, Siluriformes, Trichomycteridae. The record is from RefSeq and is a predicted model, not a curated record.